GCGAUCAAACGAAGAAGAACCUGUAGUGUACAUCGAACUUCAUUACGGACAAACCCGGUGACCCAUAGGUUGGUUGCGUUAGGAGUUGUCACCAACAGAAAAGGAGCAAAAGCUUUUUCACCAAAAAGGAUUGUGUGUGAGCGAGAGAGAGAGAGAGAGAGAGAGAGAGAGUGCGAGAGUUUCAGGAGAGUGUGUAAGAGAGAAAGAGAGAGAGCGAGAACAGUAUAGUAAAGGAGAAGUAAAUCGGCUCUGAUCGUUGGCUAAGGAGUGAGGGGGGAAACACGUACCACCCAACCUGUCGUGAUUUCGUGUGUGAUUUCGAAACCCUAUGAGCUGGUUCGAAGGAGAGGAUACACAUAUGUGAAUGGAUUUGCUAAUAGGCGAUUUCAGAGUAUUAUACAACGUUCAAUUUCGUUACCGCAAUUGGGUGCAACACUGUUUUCGCUACUAGUUCCUUCGUAGCAGCGCCUCGUAUCUUUUUCCGAGUAGCUGUCUGUUGUGUGUAAUUUUAGUUCGGUUCUUCCUCUUGUUCGACACAACGACGGAAUUCCCUAGCCUCCCCGCAAACCAUAUUUUAGCUUGUAGUGUUCCUAUUUAUUACCUACGCGCACAGUCGUCUCUCCGCGGCCUUCGUAAAGCACUUGAUAGCUAGUACCCCGAAAUCGAUAUGAGGAACUUACUGAUAGUGACAACCGUGAUAUGCAGUGCCCUGGUGGUGACGGUAAUGGCAGUGCCAGUACCGGAAGCGCAACCCGAUCCAGAACCUGCACCUGCACCGGAACCAAAGACCGACAUAGAACUGAUGAAAAUACCACUAGACGAUGAUAAGGAACUAGACGUCAUCACACUGGUCGACUCCGGUGAUCAAAAAAUAAACGAGCGAAACAAGCGAACGAUCGGAAUUCUACGGGAACUGUUCCCAACAUUGUCUCAGAUCAACAGUAACUCCGAGAACCUGAAUACACUGGAAUCGCUGGAUCUGGCUGGUUUGAGUGACACUCUAAACGCGAUUCGAGUAGCUCGUGCUACCGAGCAGGAUACAAAGGCGGUAGCAGAUGUCGAAGAUCAAAAGGGUGCCGAAUCGUCCGCCAAAAGCUCGGCACUUGAUGAACUGUCGCUGGAUUCCGACGGCAACGACGAAGAUCGUAACAAGAGAUUUUUGUCUUUUGGUGGGGGUUCGAGCGGAGCCGGUGGUUCCGGAAAUUUCCUAUUCGACAUCAUCCGUCAAACAGCCGAUCGUGCCGCACGUGCUGCUGGAACCGUGUAUCGGGUCGUCGCAGGCACCGAGUCACUGACGACCAACCAUGAUAAGAACGCUAAUGACGAAGGACGACUUUCCACCACUAGCUCCUCCUUCACCACCGCUAGCUCUUCUAGCCAUUCUGCGCUCGUCUCGGGUAGUUCUGGAACCGAGCACAGCGAUGAAAAGGCUAAUUCCCCAGAUGAUCACGACAAUGAUCAUGAGCUCGGCAAAGGUGACGGAUAUACUGAAGGUAUUCCUGGACCGGUGACUCGCCUGUUUGUACUUGCCAACCGUGGCCUCUCCAAUUUGAUCCAAGAUCUUAUCCUGCGAAUCGCACAAACCAGUGAACGAGUGGUUAACUUCAAGGCACGUCUGAUCACAUCACUCAUCUAAGCCAGAGAUCCUCGCUCACAUACACACUAUCCUCUUCCCAUCUCGUAUUGAAUCACACCAUUGACUACAGAAUCACUUAGCUAAAUCUUAGUUCGUUUUCUUUCUCGAUUAAACAGCAAAAACAGUCAAUUCCUCAGUAUGUAGUUAAAAAUUUGAAUGUUUUUGUGUCUAAAUACUAUUAAUUUCGGUCGCUCAGCACAGAGUAUAAGUGCACUCAUGUAACUAAGAAGGCGAAAACAAGCCGAAAAAUCUGCUUCCUAAGAUAACACAAGUUGGUUAUGGUUAGACUACCAAACUGAAGACGAGGGUGUGCGUACUAGCUCAACAUUCUACCUAAGUAUAAAAAAUAUAGUACUAUAAAAAUUUAUGGAAUGCGACAAAUUGUAUAAGGCUGGAAACGGAAACUUGUGUUAGCAUAUAUUAUACUUUACUUCAAUCAUCAAUCACUGUCACUACUGCAGUUAUAGUCAAUAAUACUCUCUUCAGUGACUUACCUCUGUAAUCGGGUUGCACUGCCAAACCCAAAUUUUAUGAAAGCAUGUCUUUGGGGAUCUCUUUUGUUUUAUAACUGCCAACAAAUGUAUUAUUUUUACGCAACAAAUUUCUGAUAUUCGCGUUAUUGACCGAAUGCUAGAACCUGCUUCACUAACACAAAUCUUCACGUAUCUUUCAAACACCGGAUUUGCUCAAAACAAGGUUGUGUAUAUAUUUGUAAUCUAACUUUAAAUAUUCCUAUACACUCCAAGUAAAAUUGGUCAUUUGAAUGACUUUCCUCUAAGGUCUAUAAUGAACUUUUUCGCUUGCAGCAACUCUUUCCGCUUCUUAACAUUAACUAAACUGCGCCACGGGAGAACAUCAAUAUGUGUUUUGUUGUAAAUAUUAUAUCUAAUUCUGCAUACUUUCGCUGAUUUGAAUCUAUUUUAGUUUGGUUUAUUUUAUUUCAUCUAUCUUUUUUUUUAUUUGCAUGAUUGAGAGAGAAUGCAAUGAAUCUGCUACUACUAUGUAAGAGAAAGAGAGCUAGGGUGUAGGAGAGAAUAAGAACUAUAUUUUCUGUCACGUAUAAUUGUUUCUUCCAAAAAAUAUAGAACUUGGUGAAUUUUCAAAAUCAAAUUUUUCAUCAUUUAGUAACUAUUGUAAAUAGAGUUUAUUCUCCAUUUUAUCAUUUCCUUCUGUUGUUUUUAUUGUAUUAAAAUUGUAAGUAUCUUGGAUAAAUAAAGAAAAUUUUAAAAAUUAUUUCACGAUAUGAUACUACAAAAAUAAAACCACUCAAAGCAAACAUUAAUAGGCGGAAGGAAACAAUGAUAACAAGUAGAGUUAAAAAGUGAUUUUGAGUUGCUUUGGCAAUGUAAUUCGUAAGAUCAUAGACAACUUCAUAGGGAUGAAUGACAUAUGUUUCAAAGCUAAAAAUUUCAGUCAUUUGAACGGGUGGCUGCUUGUUUAGACAAAGUAGAAAAAAUAAAUUGGAUAUACGAUUAUGUAUUUAAUAAA
Malaya genurostris is the source of this 3124-nucleotide messenger RNA. Its product is annotated as clumping factor B. Bases 668 to 1636 code for a protein of 322 amino acids. The record is from RefSeq and is a predicted model, not a curated record. NCBI's taxonomy places the organism in Eukaryota, Metazoa, Arthropoda, Insecta, Diptera, Culicidae. The transcript has 8 exons.